CCGCCCCUUCCUGCCCCUUCCUGCGGCGGGGCCGGGCCGGGGGGUGUGCGGGAGGAUGGACGCGGUGCUGCUGGCCGCCGCCGCGCUGCUCCUCGCCGUCCUCCUCGGCUUCGCCACCCGCCUCCGCGGGCAGGCCAGGGCAGCUGAUGAGGAGCACCAGCAGAAUGUGGCAGCAGCAGCAGUGGCCAGGCCUCGGGCCCACCCUGAAGAGAGGGGAGAUGGGAUGCCAAGGCGCCGGAGGAACAUGGGAAACAGGCUGAUGGCCCAGAGGAGGGCACAGCAGGCAGAAGAUUGGCUGGAAGAGGAAGAUGAUGCUGAGGAGGUGCCAGAAUUUCAAGUGUCUGGGAAAAUUGGAGCAAAGAAGCAGAGGAAAUUAGAAGAGAAACAAGCCAGAAAAGCACAGAGAGAGGCUGAAGAAGCAGAACGAGAAGAACGGAAAAAACUUGAGUCAAAAAGAGAGGAGGAAAGGCGGAAAGAAGAGGAGAGACUACGUCUGGAGGAGGAACGACAGGAGGAGGAAAAAAGGAAAGCAAAGGAAGAAGAGGAGAAGAGAGAGUAUGAAGAGUACCUGAAGCUGAAGGAGAGUUUCGUAGUUGAAGAGGAAGGGGUUGAAGAAUCAAUGACAGAGGAAGAGUCUCGCAGCUUUCUAAUGGAGUUUCUUGACUACGUGAAGAAAACAAAGGUAAUCCAGCUGGAGGACUUGGCUUCACACUUGGGUUUAAGGACACAGGAUGCAAUUAACAGGAUCCAGGACCUGAUGGCAGAUGGCACUCUAACAGGUGUGAUUGAUGACAGAGGCAAGUUCAUCUACAUCACUCCAGAGGAGAUGGCUGCCGUGGCUCAGUACAUCAAGCAGAGGGGCCGGGUCUCCAUUGCAGAGCUGGCCCAGGCCAGCAAUUCCCUCAUCAACCUCCAGCCCGACAGCCGGGCGGUCGCUCCGCCCGUGGCCUGAGCUGCACCUGUUCCUGAACCAGCCACACCUUUCAAAACCAUCAGGAACCCCCUCGAAUCCCUUCACCCUGCUGGAAGAGAAGAGGCUGGUUUGUAAGCUGCAAGACUUGAUCAAAAGGUUCUGUUUUCAUUUUCUUACAGCUGGUAUAAACCCAAGGGUCGUUUGUACAACCCAGGCUCGCCGAGAGCUUUGGGGCAGAAACACCCUGAUGUACCUGUGCCCCCUGAAUAGCAGUCAUUUUUGUUGCUUUAUCUUGGCAGCCAGUCUCUACCCAAACUUCUUUAUUGUUUCCAGGUCCUGAUGUCUGUAUCCAAUAUGCUUUGAUUGCAUUCAGAAUUCUCCAGGCUUGCUCUGUGCUUGCAGAGCUGGGGUAACGUUGUGGCAAUGACAAAUACAGCCCAGAGUAAUAGGGUGGGUGGCAAUAAUAGGAGUAAUAAGAAUCAGAAUCAGAAUAAUGCUGGGAUGUUGCCUUCUGUAUCAACAUUGCAAGGACAGAGUAGAAGGAAAACCCUGCCAGUGUGUGACUGUUCACACUGAAACUCUAGAGAUGUGAGAACUUCCAGAGGUUAUUUCAGAAAACUUGGGCUAUAUAAAUGUUUUCCUUGGUUUCUGGAAUAUAAAAGGCUUGCUCACAGCCAAGCUGCAUUCCUUUUUUUUCUGUGGCCAAGAGACAGAAGCACCUCUAGGGAAAGGCCUCGUGAGUUGUGCAGGUCAGGUCUGCUGAUACCAGACUCUGGUGAUUCAUCCUUUGAAGUAAGAGCCAGCUCAGUGUCUCUGAAGGCCUCACACACCCCAUGGCCUUUGUGUUUUGGAUGGUUUUUAAAAAUAAAAAAUAAAUUAAAAAACAAACCAGGCACUGUGAGUCAUGCAAUUAAUGUUGCAAGUGAUUAUGAGUAUAUUAAUUAGCAGAGUCAAGUAUAUUUCCUGUGUAAGGAUAUAUAUAUAUAUUUUUAAUAGCCUAAUUGAUGCUUUGUUAAUUCUCCUUUCUGAAAUCAACAGAAUCUGUGUGAGUAUAAAAUAAUUGAGAGGGCAAGAGGGGCUGGUUUUGUCCCUGCCAAACUUAGAGGUCACCUGAGCAAACAAAAAGCCACGUUGUCAGUGAGAUGAGAUGGCAAUAAAAGGGUAGAAGGAAAGUGAUUUCCUCUGGAGUUUCUGCACAGCUGCUGCAUGUGAUGCCCUGCAGGGGUGCUGGAUUGCAGGGCAGCACCUCACCUUGGGGUGCAGGGUGGGUACCUCAUUCCUGUGUUGCAGUGAUGAGCAGCAAAAAGAUGACUUGAGGUUUGACACCUAAUAAUUCAAAAUUUGGGUUUUGCCAUGGUGGUUUUUUUUUUCUUCUGUCCUAAACUGUUCUUUUCAUAAAAUAAACAAUGUUGGAAGAAUUGCAGGUA
This is a messenger RNA of Apus apus (common swift), 2340 nucleotides long. It is a transcript of the gene DDRGK1, whose product is annotated as DDRGK domain containing 1. The transcript has 9 exons. Bases 56 to 952 code for a protein of 298 amino acids. NCBI's taxonomy places the organism in Eukaryota, Metazoa, Chordata, Aves, Apodiformes, Apodidae. The record is from RefSeq and is a predicted model, not a curated record.